This is a messenger RNA of Zingiber officinale, 654 nucleotides long. RefSeq names its product dentin matrix acidic phosphoprotein 1-like. Bases 1 to 654 code for a protein of 217 amino acids. Lineage: Eukaryota; Viridiplantae; Streptophyta; Magnoliopsida; Zingiberales; Zingiberaceae. The transcript has a single exon. The record is from RefSeq and is a predicted model, not a curated record.
AUGGAAGAAUGUAAACCAUCCUCCGAUGCAGCGGAAACUGUGAUGGAAAAUGGUUCUACCCCUCUGCCUGAAGAUAAAACUUGUGGAGCCUUCGAUUCACAAAACAAGGAAACUACAGAUAUAAGUGAAGAAACCACAAUAUUGAAAGGAUCUGUUCCACUGGAGCAUGAGAAUGUGGUGUCAGAUUCUGGAGACAAGGGAGAGGAAGAUAAAAGUAACGAAAAGGAGGAGGGUGAAGAGAAGAAUCACGCUGAAGAAAAUGUUGUAGCAAAAGCGAUGGAGCAUGAAGAUUCAAAAGAAGUUGUUCCAGAUUAUGGAGAUAAGGGAAAUGAAGAUGAAAGUGUUGAAAAGGAGGUUGUUGAGAAGAAACACACUGAAGAAAAUGCUGCAGCAAAGGAGACUGAUAUUGAAGAAUCAAAAGAAGUUAAAAAGAUUGAGGCAUCAAAUUCUAUGGAAAAGGAAAAUAAAAUAGAAGAAUCAAAUGAAGAGACCAAGAUUGAGGAAACAAUUAUUGUGUCAGAAGAAAAUGAUACAGGAGAAACAAAAGAAGACAAAGAGACCAAGGACACAAAUACUUCUGCUGAGGAUGUGAAAAUGGCCGAUGAAGGAGGCAAUGAAGCAAUGGAAGCUGAGUCCACUGGAGAGGAGCGUUAG